Molecule: messenger RNA, 3815 nt
Organism: Caenorhabditis angaria
Lineage: Eukaryota; Metazoa; Nematoda; Chromadorea; Rhabditida; Rhabditidae
Source: the annotation of a GenBank genome assembly
AUGAGUUCGGCGGUCGCAUCCCGCCUUUCUUGGGGACUUAUUCUAUCAACUCUCGAUUUUUUGGCCUGUUUGUUGUUCGCAUUUUUGCACGAUGGUACUUUUUCUGUGAACAAUUUUACUAGUCAAUUCACAAACUUUUCCUUUUUCACUUGGUAAGUUGGGAAUUUCGUCUGCAAAAAGUCGUGUUGUGCGUAGAAUCCGCAAACACGCACUGUGCAUUAGAGCGCACUUUCUUAUUUUUGUGUUUUUGAAGUAAAACAUGGGCUAGAAUCUCACCUUGUAAGAUUCUGGUAUUAUCGAAAAUCCCAUCGGUACCACGCGCUCCACCGAAAUGAACACGCAACGCAGACCGCGCCGCGCCAUAACACACAAAAAAAAGAGAGAAUUUGAAUCGUUCUCUUAUUUGUGUGUGUUGUCGCGCGACGCGGUCUGCGUUGCGUGUUUAUUUCGGUGGAGCGCGUGGUACCAAUGAGAUUUUCGAUAAUAUCAACUCAAAAACACACAAAAAAGAAAAAUGCGCUCUAAUGCACGCGUGUUUGCAGAAUUCACGCGCAACACUCUGACGAACUUUCACAGACCACCAUUUUUUUUUCAAAAAUUUCCAGUACAAUCGAUCUAUUCCUCCUCCAAUUCAUCCGCUCAGCCCUUUGGUUUGUCCCCGCAAUUAUUCACAUAAUCAACAAACCCGACACUCUUUCUUCAUGGAAAGAGCCAAUAUUCUGCGCAAGUCUUUUGAUCUGCGCAGCUUCCCCAACCAAACUUCUCCUCCUCACCGAACGCCUCAAACCCGACGAGUUUUUGACAUUCGGCGACACCGCAUUUUUGAUCUGGAACUUUUUGGCCGCCAUCAUUUUGGACUCCUCUUGGAACCGCUAUUUCAGUCGAACACCAUCUUCGUACAUCAUUUUGGAUGAAGAUAAUGAAGAUUUAGAGCAUCGACCAAAAGAGACAUUCGAACUGAUUUUCAGACUUUUGCAAUAUUGUAAAAGAGAAUGGUUGUGGCAUAUUUCAGGAUUCUCAUGGCUUUUCAUCUAUUCAGUCAGUGAGUAUCUAGAACUUCUCUGAAAUAAUAGAAAGAAUAAUUGGACAAACUUUCAGCAAGAAUCUUUGUUCCAUAUUAUACGGGUCAAGUUAUCGCAACUGUCGUUGCCACAAAAUCCUAUCCAGCUUUGUCAAAUGCAGUGUAUAUUAUGACUUUCAUCUCACUUGUUAGGUUUGUGAAUUUUUCGAAAUGAAUUUCAAAAAAAAAGAAAGAGGAUGCGAUUAUUUGGAACACGUUUGUAAAUAAAAAAAAUAAAUUCAGUUUCUUUUUUCCCCUCAUUUUGAAAUGCAAGAGACAGCGCCUCCCUUUAAAUGGGUCUCGACGCGAUGUGUUUAUUUUUGCAGUGCUGUAGCUGCUGGUUUCCGUGGUGGAUCUUUCGAAUACGCGUAUGCCAGAAUUCAAAGAUCAAUCAGAUAUGAUUUAUUCUCCGGUUUAGUUCGUCAAGAUGUUGCUUUCUACGAUGCACAUAAAACUGGUUUGAAAAAAUGCUGCUCCCAAAUUCAUCUCAUAUUAUUUUCCUUCCUCCAGGUGAAAUCACAUCUCGUCUGGCAGCCGAUUGUCAAACAAUGUCCGACACCGUCGCGUUGAAUGUCAACGUUUUUCUUCGAAAUUGUGUGAUGCUUUUGGGCUCGAUGAUUUUUAUGAUGAAAUUAUCGUGGCGAUUGUCACUUGUCACUUUCAUUUUGGUACCAAUUAUUUUUGUGGCCUCGAAAAUUUUCGGAACUUAUUAUGAUGUUAGUUGAAAAACGUGGCAGUGCAGUCAUUCGCGUGCGGCUGUGCGUCGCGGUCGGGAAACAAACCGCGACGCACAGCCGCACGCGUCACAUUUUCAACUUCGCCAAUAUAUAUAUUUUUGCAGCUUCUUUCUGAACGAACUCAAGACGCUGUUGCUGAAUCAAACGAUGUUGCUGAAGAAGUUUUAUCAACAAUGAGAACAGUUCGAUCAUUUGCAUGUGAAAAAGUUGAAGCUGAUAGAUUUUACGAUAAACUUACCGUAACUCUCAAUGUCACACGUACCAAAGCAAUCGCAUAUGUCGGAUUCCUUUGGGUCUCCGAACUUUUCCAAUCAUUCAUCAUUGUCGCCGUUCUCUGGUACGGUGGACAUUUGGUCUUGACCGGCAAAAUGAAGGCCGAUUUAUUGGUCUCAUUUUUAUUGUAUCAAAUGCAACUUGGUGACAAUUUGCGACAAAUGGGCGAAGUUUGGACGGGAUUGAUGCAAUCUGUUGGAGCGAGUCGGAAAGUUUUCGAAUAUAUUGAUCGAGAACCGCAAAUUCAACAUCACGGGGAAUAUCAACCAGAAAAUGUUGUUGGUAAAAUUGAAUUCAGAAAUGUGCAUUUCAGUUAUCCAACUAGAAGUGAUCAACCGAUUUUGAGAGAUCUAUCAUUCACUGUUGAACCUGGAGAGACAGUAGCCCUUGUUGGACCAUCAGGUUCCGGAAAAUCAUCAUGUAUCGCACUUCUCGAAAAUUUCUAUCUACCAAAUGCCGGGCAAGUUUUAGUAGAUGGUGUUCCACUCGAAGAAUAUGAACAUCACUAUAUUCACAAGAAAAUCGCAUUAGUCGGACAGGAACCAGUUCUAUUUGCAAGAUCUGUUAUGGAAAAUGUUCGAUAUGGAGUUGAUGUACAGGAUACGGUAUGUUAUCCUAGCUCAUCUAGUAAAAAUAACUUGUAAAAACUUAUUUAGGAAGUCAUAAAAUCAUGUGAAAUGGCGAAUGCUCACGGUUUUAUAAUGCAAACCACUUUGAAAUACGAGACAAAUGUUGGAGAAAAAGGUACACAAAUGUCAGGAGGGCAAAAACAAAGAAUUGCGAUUGCUCGAGCAUUAGUUCGAGAACCCGCGAUUUUAUUGCUCGAUGAAGCAACUUCGGCAUUAGAUACUGAAUCGGAACAUGUUGUUCAAGAGGCUAUUUAUAAAAAUUUGGGUGGUAAAAGUGUUAUUUUGAUCGCACAUCGAUUGUCGACUGUUGAAAAGGCUGAUAAGAUUGUUGUUAUUAGUAAAGUGAGUGAUCAAGUCGUUUUCUCAAAAACACAGGCGCCUCAAAACAAAUUUAAAAAAAAACAAAAAAAGAAAGUGCGCUCUAAUGCACAAAUUUUGUGUCUGCGUGUUUGCAGAAAAAACGGUGACGACUAUUUGCAGACCACCUAAAUGGGUAAUUUUGAAUUUACUUCAAAUUUCCGAUUUUUCAAAUAGCCUUAUUUUUGAAUUUUAAAAAAUCUAGCCUAAUUUUUAUCCAAAAAUAGGAUUUGAAAAAUCGGAAACUUGGAGUAACUUCAAAAUUACCCAUUCAGGUGUCCUGCAAAUAAUGGUCACCGUGUUUUCUGUAAACAUGUACACACAGAAUUUGUGCAUGCAUUAGAGCGCAUUUUCCUUUUUUGUUUCGUUUCGUAUGUUUUCAGGCACCCGAGUUUUAAGGUAAACAAGUUGAUACUAGAAGUUUUGGAACCUUAUUCCAAAAUAGCGAAUCAAAAUCUGAUUAAUUUAGGGAAAAGUCGAGCAAAUUGGCUCACAUGAGCAAUUAUUGGCUGACAAAGAAGGAACUUAUGCUAAACUUGUUCAACGUCAAAUGAUGGGCGAACAAAAACCCAAGAAAAAUAAUGGUGCAAAUUCGAAACGGUGAGAUUUUUUUGUUGAAUUUUGUUUUUCAAAUACAACAAUCAAUAUUUUGUCAGACCAGCUAAUUCAAUAAAUGUUGGUGGAACAUCGCAAGGAAAUGCAAUGUCUCUACUCUCAACAUCUUUCAGUCAAUCAGCAAGCAGUGUAACUUCUCAUUAG